UAGUUUUUAGUGAUUAAAUUAUUAAUUUUUUAGUGCAAAUGGUGUAAUUAGUGUAUCGAAAAUGGAUAAACCAUGACGCACCCCAGCCAUGAGACCAACGGUGCCAGUUUAGAAGACUGUCAUACGAAUUUCUACGCUUUAACGGACCUUUGCGGCAUAAAAUGGCGUAAGUGGGUGUGGGGUGAAGUUGUCAGUUACUCUCCUGAUCCGUUACAAGAUCCGGUGCUAUCGAGUUAUUCGAGAUGUCUAAGCAACGACAUAUUGUGCGUUUGGCGGCGUAUCGGCAGUCCGCCAAAUUCGCAGACGCCCGGCGUGCCACCCGGUGGACCUUUGUUCGAUCCGUUGGCUGGACUUACGACGAUGGCGGCCCCUGUAGCUCCGACGCUCUCGUUGACGGUGGCUAAGGAAUUAUGGAUAUUUUGGUACGGCGAUGAACCGAGCUUCUCCAACGUGAUCAGUCCGGAGCUGUUGACAUCGAACAGUGGCGAACAAGGUUCGUGGGAAAGUGGUCUCAGUUACGAAUGCAGAUCUCUACUUUUUAAAGCUUUACAUAAUCUAAUAGAAAGGUGUUUAUUAUCUCAUGAUUUUGUUCGACUUGGCAAAUGGUUUGUUCAACCGUACGAUGGUUCGAAAAAGUUGAUCGAAAACAGCAGCACACAUCUGUCCAUAUCAUUUUCAUUUUUCGUUCACGGAGAAAGCACAGUAUGUACGAGUAUCGACGUACGUCAACAUCCUCCAGUACGUACGCUGGUCAAAGAGCAUUUAGAACAAAUGCAAUCUGGCGCCCAGUCAACUCAGCCGAUUCAAGUGAUCCUGGCACCUUUUGGUUUGGUGGGUACGUUGACGGGGCAGACGUUCAAAGCGGAAGAUGCGCAUACGAAGAGAUUGCUAGAAGAAUGGAAACAAUUUUAUCCUAUUAAUAUUAAUAGCGUUCAUACCGUUGAACCGGUAGUCGAAGUAGUUUUAUCCGGCGUCAAAGCGAAAUAUCCAUCUUGUUAUGUGUUGGUGACGGAUAUGGACGACUCGACGGCGAAUUUUUACGGUAAUCCGGGACCCAGUGUUAAGAAUUCCAAUCAGCCUGUUUCGGGUGUGCCCGUUACAGUUGUUCCGUUACAUCAGCAUCAUCCAGAAUCGAUGGCGCAUCCUUAUUCGCCAGCUACGGUUUUGCCUGAACGUGCGUGGCAAGAUAGCAUAGUUUCGUUACCGGAAACGCCGCCGAUAUCACCUUGUCACACUCCGUCGCAGCAACAACAACAACAGCAACAACCAACGCAGCAGCCGCAACAACAACCCCAACAGCAACAGCAACAACCUCAGCCGAUUGCUGGUCCAUCGAACGAGAAUUUGCCAAAUUCAGAAUGCACGUCGUCUUCUUCGGGGCUGUGGAAUUUCAACGAUCCGACCAGAAAGUCAACGUGUUAUUGUUUCAAACACUCGUUCAACUCGAAACAACAUCCGAACAGCGGCCCGUUCUCAUAUCAACAAUCCAACAGUUUCGCAUCCUCGCAAUCUCAAAAUUCGUCCGGUAGCGCCGCCGGUAGCGGGGUAGGCAAUCUUAAUGAUACUUGUAAUUCGUUACCUAUGAACACACCGCCCUCGAUUACACCUUCGCCUCUACCAAAUCCGAAUUCCUCUCAGCCGUCGUCGGUGCCGACUAUGUCCGAUCCGACGAUGCCUACCCUUAGUCCGCAGCAUCCAUCCUCGCAACCGCCACCCACGCCGCAUUCCGAUGAUAAAAUACCGCGUACGCCGUCUGAAUUUCAGGGACCCAAGUCGGUCUCGUCUACGUCUAAUCAGAUUUACUCGCCGUAUCCUUCGGCGCCAAGUAUAGAAAAUCAAGGCAGCGUUAAACCAGAUAUCAGUCGGCCUAGUAGUGUACAAUUAGUGAAUACGUUACCGUCGCAAUCUACUCCGCGUCCCGAAACGCCUUUAAUUUCGUUGAAACGUCCACAGCUGGCGUCUAAAGAAUACGAAAAUGCUCUCUUGGACGACGAAACGCCGUCCACCUUGUUGUACGAUUAUUCGUUAUUUGAUGCUUGGUUAAACCAUCCUGUUAAGAAAUUCAAAGUAGCCGAACCUAAAGUCGAACCGGCAGAUAGGAAUCCGAUUAGGAAACUGAUGUCGCAAAGCUCGAGUUUCGGUUAUAAUAAUAAUAGUAGCAAUAGCAGUAGCAGCAGCUCAUCGGCGUAUCCGGCUCGAACCUUGAAUUCACCUCCGGAACAAUUAUUCAUCAAGCAGGAGCCGAAUGAGGUGAAUGCUGCGGAUGUGGCGAGUAGUAGUAGUAGUAAUAAUGUCGCAAAUAGUGCAAUACGUUUCAAAAGCGAUCCGUUCAGCUUCGAGGAUGGCGCCGGAUUGAAUAUAGAUACCUUUAAUAAAAGAUCUGCGUCACCGUUGAAUAAGCAGGAGGAAGAUAAAAAAUUAUUCGAACAAGUUACUAUCAAUGGCUCGAAAUGUACUCCGAAUAACCUAUAUACUAACGAAGGACUUACCGCCUCGUACAAAGAUCUCGAUCAAAUUUUCGAAAAUUCGGACGACACUUCGAGCGACGAAACAGCCUUACAGGUACAAACGCCUCCUGGAUCGAAUAAACCGGCCGGUUCGGACGAAUGUUACAGCAGCACAGCAACGCUGUUAGUGAGACCUCCAAGAGGUAGUGGCGGCGGCAAUAACGGUAUCCUCAGGCCGGAAGAGUUAUCUAAAAUGUUCCCAACACCUCCAUCGUUGGAGCAUAACCCUAUAGCGUCGCCAUGCGGUGGUCAUCUUUCCGAUACCCCCGGUAGCGAUCCGGCCGACUACGUUAUGCCGUUGAGUAAUACUCGAUACAAGCAGGAGAUCUGUCCCAGUAUGGGUAGUCCUCACGACGAAGGCAUCGAUGAUUGGAGUUUCGUUUUUGUUCCUCCGGUUUGCGCCAAGAUGGUGGGAUCGUCGAAAUACGCGCCGCUGACUAAUUUACCUAGUCAAAGUUUACCGCCUGUUACCUUACCGUCGAACGCCGUCUAUAAGCCGACGUAUUAUUAUAAUCAGCAUCAAGAGAAAUCUAAAGCACCGAAUAACAAUUCCAUGAACGUCAUUCCGUCGUCAUCGAACGCCUCGUCGAUAGCGGCCAACUCGGCAGCGGCUGCAGCAACACCAGGUCCGUCCGGUGUCGGUAGCUCGGGCGCCGGAAGCAGCGGUCUGCAGUCUCCAUUACGUCCGCCUAGCGCGAUGAUGUUACCGCAUCAACCGGGUACGCCGCACCAUCAUCACAUACCACCGUCGCCGCACCACUCUCAUCACUCGUUAGUACCUUCGCCGCACAACGCGAUGCAUCCGCACGCCGGCAUGCAUCCGCGCAUGGGCCUAUCGCCGAUCAGUCCAAGUCCAGGUCCGUAUCCGCCUAGUCCGAUGAUGCCGUGGCAGCAACAGUAUCGCGCUGGUGGCGUACGUACCCCGUGUCAGCCUCCUCCACCUUAUAGUCCGGCCAGCUCGGCCGGGUCGUCGUAUUUGAACAAGAACGCAGUCGGCUCAGAGCCGGGUAAUUCGACAGCCGCAACUAUGCUCAGACCUCCCGAAGCGAAUUCGCUCGUCGUGAACAUCCUGUUGAGUGACACGCUGUUGAACAUAUUCCGCGACCAUAAUUUCGAUAGUUGUACGUUAUGCGUAUGCAACGCCAGCGCCAAGGUAGUCGGCAAUAUCAAAGGAAGCGACGCCGGAACGUACUUGCCGCAAUCGAUCAGUUCGAACAUGUCGCCCUAUCCUCCUUAUUCGCCGGCACCGCAUCAUUUCGUCGACGAAGAUUCCAUCCGGUGCAGCUGCGGUUUCAGCGCUGUUGUGAACAGGCGGCUGUCUCAUGCGGCUGGUUUGUUCUUGGAAGACGAAGCCGAAAUUACCGGUAUACUGGAAGAACCGUACGAAAAAGACGAUCUGAACGGAGCCGCGUCGGGCGUCAUUGAUCUGGUACGCGAGCAGUGCGUCAUCGUACAUAGUUCGUGCAACGCGCUAUAUCGAGCUGCCCGACAGUACAAGCAACGCGUCAAUACUCCGGUUAUCAAUAUGCUAGAAUUCCGAGAUACCAACGAGAUCGCUUUGUUGGCCUUGGAGCAAGGCCGUAUCGCGCAUCUGGAAGCGGCCACUGUCUCCAUGUGUAAGGUCGACGAUAUGGGUAACCGACAACAAAUGAUGCAGCAUUGCGGCGGUGUUAACAACAGAUACCAUUGUAUCCAUAGAUGGCCGUUCUACCGCGCCAAAGGACCUCGGUGUAAUCAAGAUAUCAUUCGCGUCAUGAAAAUACUACAACCGUUGUUGCAAGACGCCAUACAAAAGAAGUGUUCUACUAGGCUGUGGGAAGCACCGUAUACCGUUACCGGACCAUUAACGUGGAGACAAUUCCAUAGGCUCGCUGGACGAGGCACCGAUGAUCGAUGCGAACCGCAACCUAUACCGCCGGUUGUGGUGGGUCAUGACAAAGAUUGGUUAUCAGUGUCACCGUAUACGUUGCAUUACUGGGAGAAAUUAUUGCUAGAACCGUACUCGUACAGCAGAGAUGUGGCGUAUAUUGUAGUUGCUCCUGAUAACGAUUUUGUUUUACAAAAAACCAAGAUUUUCUUCAAAGAGCUUAGCUCCUGUUACGAGAUAUGUCGCUUAGGAAGGCAUAGUCCUAUAUCUAAAGGAUGUAUCGAUGGUAUACUGCGCGUAAGCAAAAAUGCGGCUGUGAAAUUACCAAAAGAACCAGUCGAUGAAUGGUUCAACAUGUUAGCGGAUAAUAGUACGACUGCUAUGUUAAGAUUAUAUACUCACGUGUGUAAGCAUUUCCUAGUAUCGCAAUUGAACGGCGUCACGCUGGAUUCAUCGUUGUUCGACGGUCCAGAUAGCGGGUCCAAGAGCACUUCGAGUAACAACGUCAAUAGACCUACUCCUUCGCCGAUGCCUCCUCCGCCGUCAACGACGCCGGAUAGUUCGAUAGGCAGCGUACAAAGUAACUCGGAGAAACCACCUACGACACCGAAAUCCGAGCCAAAUGACGAAUGCAGUAGAAAUGAAUCGACGCCGACUUCGAACAGUUCGUCGUUUUUGAACGAUUCAACGAGUCAUGACGAUGACGACGUCGAUCCUCCGGCCAUAGUCAUUUAUUUAGUGGAGCCGGUAUCAGUGAGCAGCGACGACAGUGAUACGCAUCGAUUAGCUUGUUUGGCAUUACUGCGGUGCUACAAUAACGUGCUUUCCGUGCUACCCGAACAAAUACGUAGUAAUAUUACGGUCCAGAUUAUCUCCUUAGAAAGUAUUUUAGAAUUAGGACGAAGCGGUGAUCGAAAUCGUCAUUGCGACGAAAUGAGAGCGCUGGCUUUAUCGGUGUUCUCGCAGUGUCGUAGAUUGCUCACACAUUCUUCCAAUGUUAAAGCGUUGACCGGAUUCGGAACGGCAGCGAUGACUGAUCUCUUUUUGAAGAGCAAAGACGAGAAAAAUAAAGCGGCCUAUAAAGCGUACUGUCCACCUUACAUAUUAUCAAAAAGUCGUGAAAAAUUACGAAGCGGCCACGAGAAUUCAGAUUGCGGCGGUAAUGGCGUCGGCAACAGCGUUCUGUCUUCCGAUCAACAAUGUUCCAUUUUAUACGUUACCUAUUGUUUGUCUGAAGACCAAAAGUGGAUCCUCGUUUCGGCUAUCGAUAGUCAAGGUAUCAUUUUGGAGACUACUACCAUCAACAUUCAUAUACCAAAUAGAAGUCGCAGAAGAAAAGCACCUGCUCGGCGGAUAGGCUUACAAAAAGUGAUGGAUUUCAUAUUGGGCGUGAUGUCGCAGAGCGUUACACCAUGGAGAUUGGUAGUAGGUCGUGUCGGUAGAUUAGGUCACGGAGAAUUGAAAGGCUGGAGUUGGCUGCUGAGUCGAAAAUCAUUAGUGAGAGCUUCGAAGCAGCUGAAAGAAAUCUGCGGCCAAUGCAGUCUGCUGUACCCGACGGACGUACCGUGUAUUCUGAGCGCUUGUCUAGUCUCAUUAGAAGCGGAUUCGACGUUACGUGUGAUGCCGGAUCAAUUCACACCCGAUGAGAGGUUCAGUCAGACUUCGGUGAAUUGCCAGCUAUCGACGCCGCACGACGUCACCUGUACUCAUAUUCUAGUAUUUCCUACAUCGGCAACUACUCAGUCCUCACAAACUGCUUUUCAAGAGCAACAAAACAACGGACCAGAUUUAGGCGACGAAGAUAUUCUGAUGGCGUUAAAUGACGAUAUGCCGGAUGGGAUGGGCGAUUUCAAUGAUUUCCUCAGUUCAUGGCCCGGUACGGAUACGGCUGCAGUCCGUAGUCCGACCGGCAGUCCUAGAGGUGCAGGAAGAUCACAGCCCGGUAGCCCGUGCGAUCUCGGCGAUCCGAACGAUCAACGUAGUCCGUUCCCGUGCAAUGGUGAUCCGUUACGAAAUGGCGCUGGCGGUGCAGAUAUGCAAGAAGAAGUUGGCACCUUAUUACAACAGCCGUUGGCUUUGGGUUAUUUCGUUUCGACGGCGCCUACCGGACGUAUGCCGAAAUGGUUCUGGUCAUCGUGUCCACAUUUGGAGAACGUCUGUCCGGCUUUUUUGAAGAGUGCUUUACACAUGCACACGACGCAGCAGAAUUCCGACGAGUUACUACAGCAGUCGUCCGUUUCUGGUCAUCCGUUAGAUUCGCAGUUUACUACAGAUGUUUUAAGAUAUGUGUUGGAAGGUUACAAUUCUUUAUCUUGGCUAGCCAUCGAUUCCAAUACGCACGAUCGUCUUUCAUGUCUUCCCGUACAUAUGCAAGUACUGAUGCAGCUUUAUCACAUGAUGUCGGCCCUUAUAUGACGAGAUCUACUUAGAAAUAUCUACAAUUACUUUCCUCUUCACUGGUUUUUUAUUCACUUUUUUGGAUUUUCCUCUCCUAGUUUUCAAAUUGCCCAAAAAUAUUACUCUUGUACAAAAUGUAUACGGUUUUUCCUUUCCGGCGAAAGAAGUAACGACGUGAUUUGGUUUGAUUUCCAACGAAACAACGGAUAACCAUUCAAAAGGAUCGGAUAAAUCAAUUGCUAUAGUUGUGUUUGUUUCGUCGAUUGUCUUCUCCUCCCUUUUUUUUAUUCGCUUUUGUAUUUCCUCCUUACUAUUUUCCUAUUUUGUUACGUUAGUUUUACGUACCUACAUAAAUAUAAUUGUACCUAAUUAAUCUCUUCGAAGGAGUGAUCGCGGAUCGCGUUUCAGUGCAAUAAUGGGUUUUAUUUCUAUUACUUCCCAGUACGUGAAUUUUUUACCUAAAGAAAAAAAUACAGAGUGUGAUUUGUAUAAUUUUGAAUAUUCGCCUGAUUUUUUUUUUUUUUACUUUGAAACGAGUAAUUCGUUAUUUUGAACGAAUUAUUCCGUUAUGUUUUUUUUUAAAAAAAGAAGAAUUUCAUGUGUAAAAAAUAAUAGUACAAUAGUGCGAAAAAAUCGAUGGAUUUGUAUUUUUUCACGUUGAAUAUAUUUUACAUAUUUUUUUUUAAAAAAUGAAACACUUUUACACCAUCACAAAUACACACAUUCGUACAACGAAUAACAAAAAGCAUCGUGUGCCGAUGAACGUCGUUCUUAUUUUCCUAAUUUUUCCAUUGUAUCAUUUAAUAUGGGGGCCAAUAUUCUUUUGUACAAAAGCCAGCCUUCCUCUGAACGUGUCGAGACGCCGAAAGAGUGAGGAGUAUUUCUAGUAAAAAAAAGUUGAAUACUAUUUUUUUAUCGCGCUGUUUUUACGAUGUAUUAUUUUUGUAUGUUAAUAACGUUGUAUCGCCGUUUAUACGGUAUUUUAAUUUACUUUUUUUUUCUGCGGACAUUAUUCAGGGUGUUAAUUAAUUUUUGUAAAAAAGAAAAAAGAAACGCCAAAAAGACGGAUAAAGAAAAACUGUCGACAGUAUUUUCGAGCAUAUUGACUGAAUUACGCGUUUUACCGGAGAAUAGGUCUACUUAUUAUAUAUCUGAAAGACGUACGUGUAUCUCAUAUAUGUCUUCCUUUGAAAAAAUAUUUUUUUAAUGGCGCUUCUAGUCAAAAUAUAUAAGAUAAAAUUGGCCGAUUUCAUGAAAAUUAUAAUAGCAAUUUUAAUUCGAAAACCAAACCGAAUGAGUAACACGUUGUUUUGUUUUGUUAUGUUUUUUCUUCUUUAUUUCUCUGUCUUUUGAAUAAUUACUGAAAGUUUACCGAAGGUGCUAACGAGUAUGAGAUGUGUAUAAAAGGCGGAAGUAUUUCAACAAAAGUUUACUUUUGCGGUUUUUUUCUCGCCUUUUGUUUAAGAAUUUGAAAGUUUAUUGCAUUAUUUUAAUUUAGUGUAUAUUUACGUGUAAUGUACUGUGUAUUCCAAUGUACUACGAAGCUGAGGAAAGAAAAAAAUAAGGUGAAUUUUUAAAUUCGAAAGGUAAAUACUACUUAUUUAGAACCAAAGAUUUAAUUUACCUUAAGGGUUCGUUUAUCAAACGUGUUUUUAUUCGUUGUUGAUUUUAUGCACAAAAUAAAAAGAGAGCUUCUCUUUUUAUUUGAAAAAAAUAGCUUGUUUUUUUUUGUAUUGUGAGAAAAAAUUACACUCGCCGUGUAUAUAGUCGUAAGUUAUUGUAUUAUUGUAUUAUAAAGUGAAGAAAAAGGGUUGUAUAAUUUAUUUAUUUACUUUUUUUUUUUAGUAAAUUACCAACCAUUUUUUUGUAAUGUAAAUGCGCUAAUUAUUGAGAUUAUUAUUGAAUUAUUUCCGUAAUUGAUGAAGUACAAACCCAUAUUUAUUAAUGUUCUUUUUUUCUCUUUUUUGUUUUUCAUCGUGAAUGUAUAUUUUAUGUAAUUUUAGGUAAUGAAUUUUAGUAAAUUGUUGAAACCAUGUGUAGAAAAUUUUUUAGAGGGUUGUCAAAUUUACGAUGGUGUAUGUAUGUACGAAGUUGCGAUAUGUAUACUGUUUCGUUUUAUUCGUUCGAUUUUUUUUUUGUUUUUUUUUUCUUGAAUGUCUGCUCGCCUGUGUAUAUAGGUAUGUUAAUGUUAAGCGAGUCGGACGAGUUUAAAAAACCUAUAGUAAAUAUUGAUACUUGUAUUUUUAAUUUUAAAAGAAAAAGUGGAAGAACUGAUUCAUGUUUGUACAUUGUAUUGUUUUAUUUUACUAUUAAAAAAAUUAUGUUUA
Planococcus citri (citrus mealybug) is the source of this 9098-nucleotide messenger RNA. RefSeq names its product mediator complex subunit skuld (gene skd). Gene Ontology annotation, biological process: positive regulation of transcription by RNA polymerase II. NCBI's taxonomy places the organism in Eukaryota, Metazoa, Arthropoda, Insecta, Hemiptera, Pseudococcidae. Bases 73 to 6789 code for a protein of 2238 amino acids. The record is from RefSeq and is a predicted model, not a curated record. Gene Ontology annotation, cellular component: mediator complex. Gene Ontology annotation, molecular function: transcription coactivator activity. The transcript has 27 exons.